CGUCGAAAGCAAACCAAAACUCAAUGAUGAUGCUGCGUGCGGUGUCGGGGCCUCUUCGCCGAGCAGCGUCAAGCUCAACCACACGACCACACCCUCCGCAGUGCGCACGAGACACGGCCAGGAGGAUCGCCUACCGAGCUUCGGCGAAGAGCGAUGCUGCUGCUGCACCACCGGAUGCAACCCUGGGCUCGAGGGGAGAGGAGUCUCUGCGGCGCCAGCGGAGAAGCCCUGUGAUGCCCACGUGCUGGGGUGUGAGAGGGCUGUCGGCGUCUUCUGCGCAGGAAGAGGAGGUGGCUCUGCGAGGCAUGUUAUCAGCACCUCUGCAGUACAUCGAACGUAGAUACAUCCUUGUGGCGGAGACGAGGCAGCUCCUGGACAUCGUGACCCACUCCAUCUACACCGACAAGGAGGUGUUCCUCCGCGAGCUGAUAUCGAACGCGUCGGACGCGAUGGAGAAGCUGAGGCACCUGCAGGUGGUCGGCGAAGCGAUCGAGGAGGGCUCAGCGCCGUCGGAGAUCAUCAUCACCACUGACGAGAAGGAGAAGACGAUUACCAUCCAGGAUACGGUAGGGGGGGAGGUUGGGACGGGAAAGGGCAUCGGGAUGACCCGCGACGAGCUGAAGCUCAAUCUCGGCACCAUCGCCCGCUCGGGCUCCAAGUCGUUCCUCAAGGAGCUGAACGACGCGGCGGGGGACGGCAAGGACGGGGAUUCCGCUGCCGGAGCCCUAGAGGGCAUCAUCGGCCAGUUCGGAGUUGGUUUCUACUCGGCGUUCAUGGUAGGGGACACGGUGACCGUCCACACGCGGUCGGCCCGCGACGGCAGCAGGAGCGUGUGGACCAGCGACGGAUCGGGGGAGUUCGUGGUGAAGGAGGCCGAGGCCGUCGCGGAGGGGGAGGAGGAGAUGCCCCGGGGCUGCAAGAUCGUGGUGAAGCUGAGGGACGGCUGCGAGGAGUACGCAACUCAGGCGAGGGUGGAGGAGGUCGUGCAAAAGUACUCCAACUUCGUGGGCGUGCCUAUCAAGCUCAACGGCGAGGAGGUAAACACUGUGGAGGCCAUCUGGAUGAAGAGCCCGUCCGAGGUGGAGGAUGCCAAGUACGAUGAGUUCUACAAGUUCAUCGCCAAGGCCUACGAUGAGCCGCUCGCGAAGGUUCUGAUCGAGGCGAAGUGCCCCGACCUCCUGCCGGAGUGGCUCCGGUUCGUGAAAGGUGUCGUGGACAGCGAGGACCUGCCCCUCAGCCUCAGCCGCGAGAAGCCCCAGGACACGGCCCUUCUCGGCAAGAUCGGCGGCGUGCUGACGAAGAAGAUCAUCAGGUUCCUACAGGAGAUGAUGCGGAAGGAGCCGGAGAAGUACCGGACGCAGUUCUUCGCCGAGUUCGGGGCGUUCUUGAAGGAGGGCGUGUGCCAAGACUUCACUCAUCAGGGAGAGAUCGCCAAGCUGCUGUACUUCGAGAGCAACAAGGGCGAGAAGGACGAGCUCUGCUCGCUUGACGAGUAUGUCUCAAGGUGUACACCGGAGCAGAAGGAAAUCUACUACCUCUGCGCGCCAAACCGCGAGCUGGCUAUGGCGUCGCCGUACUACGAAGCCUUCGGAGAUUCCGGGAGAGAGAUUCUGUUCGUGUACAACACGAUUGACGACUUCGUCAUGAACAACCUCAAGACAUACGCCGGCCGCCCGAUCAAGUCCGCCGAGGCGGAGGACAUCGAGCUCGGCGGCGACGACGACGCUGCUAACGAGAGCGAUGAGGAGCACGACGGCACGACGGCUGCGGGUCUGAGUUCGGAGGACGCGGAAGACCUGUGCUCAUGGCUCAAGGAGUCGGCCUUGCCGGAGAGGGUGUUCGAGGCGAAGGUGACCACAAGGUUGAAAGACAGCCCGGCCAUCAUCUCGAGCCACGAGUCGGCAGCCCUCCGGCGAAUGAUGCGGAUGAUUGAGCAGCAGAACUCGGGCUCGGCCGCGGCCUUGCCCAAGCAGAAGAUCGAGAUAAACCCAAAGCACCCCCUGAUGACGAAGCUGCAUGUGAUCAAGACGUCGAACCCCUUGCUGGCGCAGAUGAUUGCCGAGCAGGUGUUUGACAACGCGCUCGUCGCCGCUGGCCUCAUGGACGACAGCCGAGUCAUGCUCCCUAGGUACAGCGCCGCCACUCAACUGCAUGUAGAAUAG
Messenger RNA from Ectocarpus sp. CCAP 1310/34, 2162 nucleotides. The record is from the annotation of a GenBank genome assembly. NCBI's taxonomy places the organism in Eukaryota, Phaeophyceae, Ectocarpales, Ectocarpaceae.